Messenger RNA from Papilio xuthus (Asian swallowtail), 512 nucleotides. Its product is annotated as larval/pupal rigid cuticle protein 66-like. The transcript is spliced from 2 exons. Bases 21 to 446 code for a protein of 141 amino acids. Gene Ontology annotation, cellular component: extracellular matrix. The record is from RefSeq and is a predicted model, not a curated record. Lineage: Eukaryota; Metazoa; Arthropoda; Insecta; Lepidoptera; Papilionidae.
UUCGUCUACCAACCUGCAAGAUGAUUGGAAAGUUCGUCAUCCUUUUCGCCCUUGUGGCCGUGGCCAGUGCUAGUGACUUCUCAAGCUUCUCUUACGGCGUAGCGGACCCUUACACCGGCGACUAUAAGAGCCAGAUCGAGAGCCGCGCCGGAGACAGAGUCCGUGGCCAGUACUCCCUGCUCGAUGCUGACGGCACCCGCAGGACUGUAGACUACGCCGCCGGUGCUGAGGGCUUCAACGCCAACGUGAGGAAGGACCCUGCUCUUAUCCCCGCCGCGACCGCAGCCUACGCCGCACCCGCCUACCCAUACGGAUACGGAUACCCUUAUGGAUACAACAACCUCGCUUACGGAUACAACAACCUCGGCUAUGGAUACAAUAACGCAGCUUACGGAUACGGCGCCUAUGGAUAUGCCGGACCUUACGCUUUCAGACGAUUCUACUGAACAAACAGAUUGUAAUAGAUAAUACCUUACUGUAAAUAAUGCUGUUUAAAUAAACUAUAAAGUUUA